GCCCAUCCCCCCAAUUCAUUGUUCCCAAUCUCCCGCCGCCUCUCACACGCCCGUCGCCAGCUCGCAAUUGCGCGUCCGCCAUGCUCGCGCGCGGCCUUCUGUGCCGCUUAGCGGCCGAAGCACCCAAAACAUCAACAACCGACGUCGCCCAGCUGGCCCGCCUGCUCCAACGCAGCGCCAUUUCCAGAAAUGCACGGUCCCUACCACCUGCGUACGCUCUGCCUCGCGCCGUCAAUACCGUCUUUGCUGAAAUGCGCCGUCCGUAUGCCACGGCUACUGCUACCGGCAGCGCGACCGAGCCUACCGCAACGGUGAAGAAGGCCGUCAAGAAGGCGACGGCGAAGAAAGCCGCACCCAAGAAGACCGCCACCAGGAAGAAGGCAGCGAAGAAAGCUGCUCCCAAAAAGAAGAAGACGAAGGCUGCUGCGGCUAAGAAGACCCAGAAACCCAAGAAGGUGCUGACGGAUGAGGAGAAGCGCAAGAAGCUCAUCAAGGAACUCAAGGAGAGGGCCCUGCGCCAGCCCGUGUCAAAGAGAUCCGUUGCUGCGAGCGAUAUGUUCAUCAGGGACGCACUGGGGGGUUCGGAGGGGAGGACUACUACGCGUAUAGGGGAAGUUUGGGCCAAGUUCCGAGCUUUGACGCCUGCGGAGCGUGAGCACUACAACCAUCUCGCCACAGAGGAGAACGCUGCACGCGCCAAGCAGUACAAGGAUUGGGUCCACAGCCACACGGCUGAGGAGAUCCGCGUUGCCAACGUCGCGCGCGCUCGCCUGCGACGCCUGUUCAAGGCCGAACAGAAGAAACCGCCCAAGAACACGGCAAAGAUCGAGGACGACCGGCGUGUGAAGAAGAGGACUCCGUUCAACAAUUUCUAUACCGAGCGUCUGGCAUCGGGCGAUUUCAAGGGCAUCGAAGCCAAGGAAUGGCUCAAGCUGGCGUGGAAGGAGUGGAAGGCGUUGACCGAGGCGGAGCAGCAGAAAUACGAGACCCAGGCAUGAGCGACCAAUUCUGCUGCUCAAGCCUGGCGUGACGGCGGAUAUGCGCAUGUUAAGGUCGCCUCGGUUUGAUGUUGUGUAUCCAAGUGCUUCCUGUGUCAUGUUACUCGCUGCGAGUUCAAGCAGUGGUAGUCGAGGCGUUUGCCCUGGUGCACCGCUUUUCGACCUCUGAUUUUGACGUUGACGCUGUCUACCUACCAUGUCAGUUUUCCUUGUGAUUCUUCCGGAGGUAUCGUGCACUCGGCCUCGCUGCGCGUUGGUCGAAAGCCAGGAGGAGUAUCAUUGGUGGACGAUGGCUGGGAAUGGUUGGAUCGGGUUGUAUUCCACCCCCUCGGAUUGAUCUGGUCUCUGGUCUGUGGGCCCCGUUUUUUCUUUCCUCGGUUCGGUUUAGAAGCGCCAUGUAGGAGUCCCAUGCACUCCGUCUGGAAUUGCUUUGUAUUCCCCUGUUUGAUUCCGUUUCUGUAGUGUUUGUUCCGAUGGUAUAGUGUAUGGG
Molecule: messenger RNA, 1488 nt
Organism: Westerdykella ornata
Lineage: Eukaryota; Fungi; Ascomycota; Dothideomycetes; Pleosporales; Sporormiaceae
Exons: 3
Coding region: 81-998 (305 amino acids)
Source: RefSeq, a predicted model, not a curated record